AUGACGAGAACCGUCGAGGAAAUUAAAUUUGAAGCCCCUGCGUGGGAGCACAAACCGGUUCAAAUUGCAGACGAUGACAGGAGACUGAGUUCUUCUGUCAAUGAUGAAGCUGCGCGUCCGAAAGGCCGUAUACGGCGGUCAAUGACGGCCUGCAAUACUUGUCGCAAGCUAAAAACUCGGUGCGACCUAGACCCUCGCGGCCAUGCAUGCCGCCGGUGUCUAUCAUUGAGAAUCGAGUGCCAGCUACCCGAGACCAGCGAACGCUCCCAAGAUAAUGCGUCGAUGUGGUCGGAUGCGACGACCGCUAUUCCUUCAAUUGAAGAGCGUCUCAGUUCGCUCGAGCGGAGCAUGCGCGAAAUGACGGGCAUGCUGCGCCAAAUCAUAAACCAACCGCCCAGCAUCUCAAGCAUGUCCGCGCCCCAAUUGACUCAAAGCACCAACACGGAGGAAACGGCCUCCAUCGAAAGCAGCCAGUUCUCCCCGUUUCUGCCCAAACCUAUUCGUUUGAUCCAAGAGCUCCAAUCCGAGUUUUUCGGCGAACCGAAUUGCAUCACCCCUAGCUCACCAUUCUGUGGGAGCAAUAUGGAGAAAGGCAUCAUAGACUCCAAAUUAUCACUCAAAUUAAUGCAAUUAUUUGUGGAGCAUUUCGGACCCUGGGUUUCGAUCAAUAGUUUGUCGGAUAUUCAGGACGAGAUGCGAGGAACCGAUUCGCUACUAUACAACACAGCCUGUCUACUGGCGUCGCGAUAUGUCCCGGGCAUACCAGCACAGGUGACUCGUGCCAUGUAUCUCCAAGUCCGACAUGAAGCGGUCAAUACGCUCUGGGAUAAGCCUCCUCUGCAGUACGAAUCGCUUCAAGCUCUUGCCCUUCUUUGUCUAUGGCCCGCGGCCGUUCAAAGAGAGGCACCCAUUGAUAGCUGGCUAUUGAGUGGGAAUUCCAUCAACCAUUCGCUUGUAACUUUUGAAUUCCUCAACUAUACCUCUUCCGAGCUCAUCGUGGACAAUAAAACGGCCACGCAAUUGCGGCUGUGGAAUAUCUUCUGCCUGACGCAGCUACGAUUCGCGGUCGGAAAUGCACGUCCGUUACAUAUACAACAGCGAUAUCUGGAUCACUGCCCUCGGCUGCUAGAGCACACGAGCGCGACAUUCGAAGACGGAAAAGUCGUGGCGGAGAUUCAGCUCUAUCUGAUUACGUUGAAGCUGCAGGGCAGCAACCCACGCAUGCGACUUUCCGACGUCGAAUAUGAGGAGAUCGAGCGUUGGAAAAUGGAAUGGGCUCAUCUAUUCACCGGCGAAGAGAGUUCGACAUUCGAACUAAGCUUGUGGUACUGCCAAAUCCUGCUCCACAGAACCGCCAUGCGAUUCCAGUCCGAGUCCGACCGACUCACAGCCGAAGUCAUCCAAGAUUCACGACUCAUCAUCUCGAAGUUCUUGCAACUGCGCCUCUCCCCUGCCCUCAGCGUCGUCGAUCAGACGUAUAUCAUCGUCGGCUACGCCGCGCUCAACCUCUGCGACUUCAACUUCCUCGAUCCCCUCAUCGACCAGAUCCAGAUGUACCUGCUCCACCUGGCCCCCAACGAAGACCACAUUGCGUACCGCUUCUCCUGCAUGAUCGCCGAGUUCAAGCGCCGCUGCGCUGAGUGCACCGACCCCUGCUCCGGUGCCUUGGAUGGCUCGCAAUCUUCCUUCGGAGAUGCUCGGAAGUUGAGCAUGGAGCACAUCCAGUUCAUGCCACCCCCGCCGCCCCCUGGGGCCCUGGUUGAUGGCAUGAUGGACGGAUAUGGUAGCUUGGGCCAGUUGAUCCCCGAAAUCAUGCCGCAGUCCUUCCCCGAUAGCGUUCUUAGUGGGAUGACGAUGGCAGAGGCGAUUCCGGCUGGAUAUCGCUCGGCGACUCUUUAG
Aspergillus affinis is the source of this 1899-nucleotide messenger RNA. RefSeq names its product Zn(II)2Cys6 transcription factor domain-containing protein. The record is from RefSeq and is a predicted model, not a curated record. The coding region runs from base 1 to 1899 and encodes 632 amino acids. Gene Ontology annotation, cellular component: nucleus. NCBI's taxonomy places the organism in Eukaryota, Fungi, Ascomycota, Eurotiomycetes, Eurotiales, Aspergillaceae. Gene Ontology annotation, biological process: regulation of DNA-templated transcription. Gene Ontology annotation, molecular function: zinc ion binding; transcription cis-regulatory region binding; DNA-binding transcription factor activity, RNA polymerase II-specific. The transcript is spliced from 5 exons.